AUGCUUACCUGCCCUACCUCUUGGAUACCUGGAUUAAUAAGGUUCGCAUCAGAGGCUGAAAGACGGAUAUUUGAUGACAUGUGGGCUAUUGAAAAAGCACAGUUAUUGUGCGACGUGAAAUGUUUAACAAGAAGAGAUGUGCACGAUACAAGCUGGGAACCUGGAAAUAGCCUUCUAACAUGUUACAAGCAGUUGUUUCUUAUUCAAAGUAGUUGA
This is a messenger RNA of Dracunculus medinensis (Guinea worm), 216 nucleotides long. NCBI's taxonomy places the organism in Eukaryota, Metazoa, Nematoda, Chromadorea, Rhabditida, Dracunculidae. The record is from the annotation of a GenBank genome assembly.